AUGGGUCAACUUUAAGAUAUUCAAAAAGUGUUUGGAAGUUAAGAACAAGAAUAACAGAGUUUAAUGAUUUUAUGCUUUCUAAAACAAAGUUAAUAUGAUGAGUUGGAACUCCAAUAUUACAAAUUCAAAUCAAAUUUAAAUGUGUUUCCCUCAAUCGUAAUGGGUCCCUAUAAAAUUUUUAUCAAUGAUGGAGAAAUUUUCUAAAACUCAUAAGAAUUUUUAGAUUAUAUUUAAUGUGUAAUUUUGGAAGGAGAUUUGAAAAGAAUUGUAAUUUUUAUGGAUGGAAGUUUUUAACAAUUAUUUAUUAACAAUUAUUGCAAAAUAUAUUUAUACGAAACUUACAAUCAGAUUUUUGAAAUCGUUGUAUUCGAUGAUAAGAUUACUGCUAGUUAGAAUGACUACCCUUUACUAAAAUAAUAUUGGAAAAAUAUCACAAUUUUUACUGAUAGAUAGUAAUUCUUUCUAAACUUUUUAUAAAACUCUUGGAGUAAAUAAUCUUAUUUUAAGAAUUCCCUUUAUCUGUAAAGUAAUAAAGUUGAUGAAUAAAUAAUUGAAAUUGUUGGUUAACUAAUUGAAAUCGAGCUUAAAAAGUCAAAUGAAUUGUAAUUUGAAAGUGUAACUGAAUUCGAAUUAGCUUUCACUAAUUUCACUGAAUUUAGAAAUUAACUUGUUUAAAAAUUGUUUGGAUAGAUUCCUAAAAUAAAAAAUAAUAAUAAUAUUAUAUAGGGGAAAUUUAAUUAUUAAAUUAUGAAAUAAAUUAAUAGAUAUACAAAUUUGGUUUUUGAUUAAUUAUUUGAAUCGAUACAAAAAUUUUAACAAACUUUUUAUUUUUGUUAAUAUUGUCAGCUUUAUAAAUAUUAAUAUGGGGAUAGGUAUAUUAGUUCUGCAUUUUUUAAUGGAUAUUUCAAAAAUAAAUCUUGUUAAAAUUGUAGCUAUUCAUUAGCCUCUUUUGAUAAUCUAAAAACUCUUUAUCAAUAAAAGAGAAAAGGGUUUUCAAUUGAUCAUUGUGUAAAAUAUCUGAGCUAAAAUUAACCCGUCUUAGCAUAAAAUAACAGUCCAACAGCAUUAAAAAAAGUUAAUAGUUUUAAUCAUAUUAUCCUAAUAGGUAAAACUGGAGUUGGAAAAACAACAUUGUUUAAUUUAUUAUGCAAUGGAAAUAUUAUGAGAUUUAAUGAGCCAACUCAAAAACCAAAUAUAAAAAAAUGUCUAAAUAGUAAUAUGACAAUUCAGGACACUCCCCCAUUUGAAUUAGAAAAUAGAGAUUCAAUAGAAAAUAGUGAAAAAGCUAAAGAAACUUUUUCAAAUAUUCUAACAAAAUAAUCAGUAUCCUAAAUCUUCAUAGUUGUUAAAUAUGACAGGUUUCCUGUAAUGAAGCAAAGCUAGUUUGAUUGCAUUAAAUUUUUAUUUCCUUUUAAAGAUAUUAUUUCCAUAAUAAUUUUUAAUGAUGAUGAAAGGUAAGUAGCCGACAGUCAGAAUGAUUUUGAGAAAAUAUUUGAAACAAAGAAGAUUUUGAUAUGCAACCUUAGAGUUCAGCCAGUUACACUAAACUAAGAUAUAUAAAAUCAUUUAAUUAAUAUACGAGCAAAGCCAGAAUAAUUAAACCUAGUAAAUACAGAUUUUGAUCUCAAAAAAAAAAAGAAAUAAUAGAAGGUUUUUUUAAAAAAUUUGGAAAAACUCAAUGCUCAAAAGAAUGAAGAUGAUAUUUAAAAAUUAAUUUAGGAAAAUAAAGAUAUAUCUAAAAAACUUGAAUAACUAAAUAAAGAAUAAUUAGAAUUGAUAAUGAAAUUAAAUUCGAAUUAAUAAAAAAUUUAGGAUGUCUAUAGUGGUAUGAUAUAGAAAUCAAAUAAUGCAAUUUGA
This is a messenger RNA of Paramecium octaurelia, 1857 nucleotides long. The record is from the annotation of a GenBank genome assembly. Lineage: Eukaryota; Ciliophora; Oligohymenophorea; Peniculida; Parameciidae.